Messenger RNA from Uncinocarpus reesii 1704, 2166 nucleotides. RefSeq lists its product as uncharacterized. Gene Ontology annotation, molecular function: Glc3Man9GlcNAc2 oligosaccharide glucosidase activity. The transcript is spliced from 6 exons. NCBI's taxonomy places the organism in Eukaryota, Fungi, Ascomycota, Eurotiomycetes, Onygenales, Onygenaceae. The record is from RefSeq and is a predicted model, not a curated record. Gene Ontology annotation, biological process: oligosaccharide metabolic process; protein N-linked glycosylation. Gene Ontology annotation, cellular component: endoplasmic reticulum membrane. The coding region runs from base 1 to 2166 and encodes 721 amino acids.
AUGGCAGGGUAUGGUUGGGACGAGUAUGAUAUCCGAAAGGGCGGCCGGCAAACGAUCCACGACGCAGGAAACACGCUUGACCUCACUAUCGAUUUUAUAAAGGUACCAGGUGGGGGCCAUGGAGGGAGCUGGGGGCUUCGGAUCAAGGGCCAACCGCGUCCGGACGCUCCGCCUAAUCAACCUACUACUGUGGUAUUCUAUGCCGCGAUGGAGGGGUUGGGGGAGCUGGGAGUUGCAAAUGAAGACGAUCCGCUUGGAUUCAAAGGCGAUGUGAAACUCUCUGGAAGUACGGCGGAUUUGGGGGAUUUUACGAUUGAUAUUACCAGAGGCCCCGAUACCAAUCAGUAUCCGCCAAAAACGCACCCCAGCUAUGACGAGAAACCGCAGGAUAGAACUUUUGUUGCAAGUUUACAACUUCAACCAGAAGUACUAUGGCAAGCAAAAAGCAUCCUUUUUGCCCAUCUGAAGCAGGAAAUCGACCCUCUGGUCCAAAAAUACGGCACAGAGAAUCCUCCGCCUCCAAGCCGACUCUUCACCAUUGCCAAUAAACCAGCACAAGGAAAUUUCCAUGCAAUUCAGAAAGUUUUCCAGGGCCCCUUUGAGUUCGACGUCCUAUUCUCCUCGGGAUCUGCCAGCCAGCCAUUGACUUCCGAUGUCCUCAGUAAGGGGAUCAAGGAUUCUUCUCAAGCAUUUGCAGAGCGAUUCAAGGAGAUCUAUUCACCCGUGAAACCUUUUGACUCGCCCGAGUACUUGCCUUUUUCACAAGCUAUGCUCUCCAACUUGGUCGGGGGUGUUGGAUAUUUCUACGGGGACUCUAUUGUUGACCGCUCAGAUGCCCCAGAAUACGAGGAGGAGAACGAAGGUUUCUGGGAGGAAACCGCCGAAGCAAGAGCGCGAGCGCUACCUGUACCCGGAAAUCCUGCAGAACUAUUUACGAGCAUUCCAUCACGUCCCUUCUUCCCUCGUGGAUUCCUUUGGGAUGAGGGAUUUCACUUGAUUCCGGUUGCUGAUUGGGAUCUUGAUCUGAGCCUGCAAAUCGUCAAAAGUUGGUUCAAUCUUAUGGAUGACGAUGGCUGGAUUGCGCGUGAACAGAUUCUAGGACCUGAAGCUCGUAGCAAGGUUCCGCCUGAAUUUCAGACCCAAUAUCCUCAUUAUGCUAACCCACCCACAUUGUUCAUGAUUCUUGAUGGCCUUGUGAACAAAAUAGAAGCCAGCAUGGCCAGACCCGAUUCAGAUGACAUUUCUGCAAUGUGUCCGAAGGACCUGGAGGCCGCGAAGUCAUACCUACGCGCUCUAUAUCCUUUGUUGCAGCGUCAGUACUCUUGGUUCAAGAGAACGCAGUGGGGCGAUGUCAAAACAUAUGACAGAGAGGCAUAUUCCAGUAAAGAGGCGUAUCGUUGGAGAGGCCGUACCGUUGAGCAUAUUCUCACUUCAGGACUUGAUGACUACCCACGUGCCCAGCCACCCCAUCCGGGAGAGCUCCAUGUGGACUUGAUAAGUUGGAUGGGUUUGAUGACUAGAUCUUUGCGACGCAUUGCAGGAGUUUUGGAAGAGAAGAGCGACAUGGAAACGUUGGCCAAGAACGAGAAUGCUAUCAAAAAGAACAUCGACGAUCUGCAUUGGGAUGAGACUCAAAAGACGUACUGCGACGCCACGAUUGACGAGUUCGAAGAGGAUGUGCAUGUAUGCCACAAGGGGUACAUUUCACUGUUCCCCUUCAUGACAGGAAUGAUGGACCCGGACAGCCCCCACCUUGGCCAUAUUCUUGACCUUAUCAGCGACCCAGAGGAGCUGUGGAGCGACUAUGGUAUACGAAGUUUGAGCAAGAAGGAUAAACUCUAUGGGACUGGUGAGAAUUAUUGGAAGAGCCCGAUUUGGAUCAAUAUGAACUAUUUGAUCCUCAAGAAUCUCCUUGACCUUGCAAAUGGCUCUGGGCCCUAUAAAAAACAAGCCGGUGAAAUUUACGGCAAACUACGCAAGAAUGUUGUGGAUAACGUAUUCAACGAGUGGAAACGAACUGGUUUCGCUUGGGAGCAAUACAACCCAGAGACGGGCCAUGGCCAGCGAACACAGCAUUUCACAGGAUGGACCAGUUUGGUCGUGAAAAUGAUGGUCAUGCCAGACCUCUCCGCGGCAUCCACUGGAAGCCUCCGUGAUGAAUUGUAA